CACAGUGACACAUUGUUUCUGUGAGGCUUGAACACCUAACGUAGAUGUUGUACUACCUCACUAGUCUCCAGCACACAGCCAGCCUCGGCUAUCAUCAUGGAGACCUCUUUGUCUGUUCUUCAGCAACAGAAACCAACUGUUCAGUCCAAGGAAAAGAAUCAGAGAUCCUUGAGUUUUCAAGAAAUAAGCAGAGGCUUCUCGAACCUCGCUCGUCGCAACUCUUUGCGAAGGACUCUUGGGAGACCCAACACCCUGUCAGACGGCCACCCACACACGCUGAAUAAGACGCUGGCGGUUUCUGAUGGAGAACUAAAUAUGUUGGACUCAGAUGAGCGGGCAGGGACUCAGUACUCCUGCAGCAACUCCAGUCUGCCCACUGUACCCAGUGAAGGAUCCACAGGGGUGGGCAAGGUGGCCAGCUGGGCUGUUAGCUUUGAGAGGUUGCUGGAGGACCCGAUGGGCAUUCGCUACUUCACAGCAUUCCUCAAAUCCGAGGUCAGCGCUGAAAACAUUUUAUUCUGGUUGGCUUGUGAAAAGUACCGCAAGAUUCCUGCCCAUCAAACUGAACAGCUGAAGAAAGAGGCUCUCUCGAUUUACAACAUCUACCUGUCCAGCAAUGCAACCUCUCCCAUCAACAUAGAUGACAGGGUACGAGUAGAAGAAAAAGAUGUGCAAAACCCCCAUCCUGAUAUCUUUCAAAAGGCCCAACAACAGAUCUUCAAGCUGAUGAAGUUUGACAGCUAUACUCGCUUUGUGCGCUCGCAGCUCUAUCAGAACUGCAUGCUGGCUAAUGUGGAGGGCAAGCCUCUGCCAGGGCUGGACUCUCGUGGCAAACCCCUCACUUUAGCCAAACCCACCAGCACUUCACCCAAAGGCCAAGUCAAAGCUGACAGCAGAACUAAAGAGAGAUUAAAGGUCAAGCCAGAGUCUGAAGAUGUGGUAGAGAGGAGGAAGGUCAAUCUGAUAGGAAAAGACAAACGCAAAGAGAAGAGAGAGUCAUGGGGAGAACAAACUUUUAGCUCCAAGACUGGACUGAAGAGUUCAGAGGCUGAAAAAUUAGUGGCUCGCUCUGCAGAAGGAAGGGUUGACAAAUAUUGCUGUGUGUUCUUACCUGACGGCACGGCCUCUCUCACCCCGGCCCGACCAGGACUCACUGUACGCGAUAUGCUCACUGGCUUGUGUGAGAAGAGACGCCUUCCUCUGUCAGAUAUCAUCAUCUAUCUACAAGGCAAAGAUAAGCAACCGCUAUCUCUGGACCAGGACAGUUCUCUGCUGAAGGACCAGCAGGUGUUUUUGGAACUGAGGGUAACAUUUGCGGUGAAGGUAGCUUUCACCGGUAAAACUGUGGCUGUUGUUGUGAAGUCCAAUAAGACGCUGCAGGACGCCCUCAACACAAUGCUUACUAAACACCGCCUCAGGCCACAGGACGCCACUGUUACCAUGAGUGGAAGUGGACAUGUAAUAAGUUUGAAUACACCGGUCACACUUCUAGCCAAUAAGACACUAAUUCUAGAUAAAGCUGUGGACAAGGCCAGCAGCUCGAAGGGCAUCACAUCACCACCUUCAUUACAUGAUCGGAGAGGUGGCGUUGAUUCAAACAUGUUCCCUACCGGGAUUUCCCGAUCAACCCCCAGACAGAGAAACCCUGGACUGAGGAAAACUUAUGACAUGGAGGGUCUGGUGGAGUUGAUGAACCGAGCCCAGUGCUGCAGCGCUGAUGAUCAGAGAGGUCUUCUGAAGAAAGAACAUCUGAUGCUCCCUCAGUUCCUUCAGUUACCUCUGGAGGAUGUUGAUGAAACAGAGACAUGCAAAUCACUGGAUGAGUCCUGUUCCAGUAUGAGCUCUCUCGAAACAGUUUCUCCUGCUGAACCAGACCCAUCGGAGAAAGGACCGUCGACCGAGAGCGACUGUUCAAACCCAGCUCGAGAAACUAUGGUGUGAAGUUAAUGGACCUGUUACACUGUUUGCUUCAAUAAUCCGUCACGCUGGGACAUGGAAAACACACAAUCUGUUUCAGUAAUGUGACAGCAGUGGCCUUUAAUGAUGAACACUUGUCAUUCAGGCUCUUUUGAUAGGAACAUCUGAUGAAAUAUUGUUUACAGAGGAUGUGAUUCUGCACAAUGUUAAUGUCCAGCUGCAUGUAUUUAUUUUAAAUUGAUUCACCUAACAACAAUACAUUGUAUCUGUUUUAAAUAAGACGCACGUUGCAUACUGCUGUAUAUUUACCAAAAAACAAAAUGGAAAGAGAAAAAUAAGAUAUGGUUUUGACUUAAGGACUUAAAAGAUUAAUAAUAGCAUGGUUUCUUUAAGAUACACUGUUAGAUUUGCCUCAUUCAGUAGUGAUGUGUCUUCGCUUUUCAAGACAUUCAAUUAUCCUGGGGCUAAAUAAAGAGAGAAUGACAGAAAUGGAAGGAGGCCGAAGCUUGAUGGUUACCUCUGGCUUUCUGCUAACUCAUAAAGCAUAAAUACUGCAUACAGACAAGCACGCUUACUUAAUGCAUGCUGUCCUCAGGACAGUCUUCACCCAGGACUCUUUGCUCUCUAUAUCCAUGGUCUCUGAAUUGUCAGCGGGUAGUGAUGAGGUAAUCGUCUGGUUUUAAAAAUCAGACACAAUCAGAAUGUCCUCAGUUGUCAAGAUGAGGCACAACCAGAAAGAGGAAGAAUUCAAAGGGAGAGAAUAAGAGAGA
This is a messenger RNA of Paramisgurnus dabryanus, 2687 nucleotides long. It is a transcript of the gene rgs14b, whose product is annotated as regulator of G protein signaling 14b. The record is from RefSeq and is a predicted model, not a curated record. Gene Ontology annotation, molecular function: GTPase activator activity. Gene Ontology annotation, cellular component: plasma membrane; nucleus; cytoplasm. Lineage: Eukaryota; Metazoa; Chordata; Actinopteri; Cypriniformes; Cobitidae. Gene Ontology annotation, biological process: cell division; spindle organization; regulation of G protein-coupled receptor signaling pathway.